AUGGAAAACCCUCUCGAGCACAAGAUCUUGAAGAAUCAUCGUCUCGGCAUCAUUUUCAUCGGCAGCGCUCUCAGCACGGGUCUGCUUGUGGGAUCCGGCUUUGGACUCGCAAGAAGUGGCCCCGCCGGUAUUCUUCUAAACUACAGCAUCAUCGGUUUCGUUGCCUUCCUGGUCCUAUCAGCCUUGGGGGAGAUGAGUUCAUUUGCGCCCAUGCUAACUGGGGCCGGUGGCUACGCAUCACGCUUUGUAGACCCUGCCCUUGGUUUCGCCACGGGGUAUUGCAAUGCUCUAAAAUACCUUCUGUCGACACCGAAUCACCUCGUCGCGGCGUCGCUAAUAAUGAAGUUCUGGGUUGGAGAUACAGUCAAAUCGUCCGCGAUUGUCACCGUCGCCUUGAUAGUGGUCUUGAUAAUCAACUUGAUCACGCUCAAAGCCUUUGGGGAAUUCCAGUUCUGGCUCGCCUUGUUGAAGAUGACUCUUCUGUGCGGAACGAUUGUCUUGAUGCUCAUCGUCGCACUGGGUGGCGGACCCAAUCGCGAUCGACUUGGGUUCAGGUAUUGGAAAAACCCUGGUGCCUUUGCGGAUUUCGAUGUCUCGGGACCUAGGGGGAGAUUCUACCGGGCCUGGAGUACGAUGGUGCAUGCUGCCUAUGCAUUUGGUGGGACGGAACUGGUGGGAGUACCCGUCACCGAAAGAAAGAACCCAAGAACUGCGAUGGCCGGGGCAGUUCGUUUGACCUUCCUCCGGAUCUUCUCGAUCUUCAUUCUGUCAAUUUUUCUCCUGGGAAUGGUCGUUCCAUACGACACUCCCAAGCUGGCAUUUGCGUCCAGCUCCCACACCACUGCCGCUGCGUCGCCUUUCGUCGCGGCGGUUGAGCUAGCAAAUAUCAAGGGUCUAGACCAUGUGAUAAACGGUUUAAUGCUGAUAUUCAUCACAGCUACUUCCACUACCGACUUCUUUCUGGCCACCCGUACGAUCUAUGGCAUCGCGCUGGACGGGAAAGCACCCGCCAUUCUGACUCGAACGAAUAGUCGCGGAACCCCAGUUUUGGUGGUCGUCAUACCUUUUUUGUUCUCCUUGCUGGCAUACCUGAGUAUGAGCUCGAACACCCAAACAGUGUUCAGUUAUUUGAUGGAAAUGAUCGUUGGUUUUAGCGUUCUCACUUGGAUCUCUAUCUUAACGACACACAUCGCCUUCUGCAGGGCUGUCAAGAUUCAAAAUAUUCCUUCCGACCGCUUCGCAUACCGGGCGCCGUUCCGCGAAUGGGGAUCCAUGGUCGCUUUGGUUUUUCUCUGCAUCUUCAACCUGGGUAAGGGCAGCGAGCUAUUCACUGGCAAGAAAUUCAACUACCGGAUCUUCAUCGUUCAGUACAUCGGCAUCCCCUUCUACCUCCUGUGUGUCUUCGGUUACAAGAUCCACCAGGGUACUCGCCGCGUCAGGUCCAUGGAGGCCGAUUUGAGCACGGGCGUUUCUACCAUUCCUUACGAUGAGGAGAAGGCCCGGAAGAAGGAGGAGGAUAGGAUCAAGCUGGCCAAUGCGACAGGUCUGAAGCGGGUUUAUCGGCGGUUUUUGUCAUGGAUUUUCUAG
This is a messenger RNA of Aspergillus affinis, 1587 nucleotides long. RefSeq names its product amino acid permease. Lineage: Eukaryota; Fungi; Ascomycota; Eurotiomycetes; Eurotiales; Aspergillaceae. Gene Ontology annotation, cellular component: membrane. Gene Ontology annotation, biological process: amino acid transmembrane transport. Gene Ontology annotation, molecular function: amino acid transmembrane transporter activity. The transcript is spliced from 8 exons. The coding region runs from base 1 to 1587 and encodes 528 amino acids. The record is from RefSeq and is a predicted model, not a curated record.